UGCACGCCGGUCCCGCCGCCAGCCGCUGACUCCGCGGACAGGAGCCGUCCCGCCCGGUAGCUCCUCGCCAGCCGCACGCCCAUGCUCUCGGGCACCAGGAGGGCUCGCCAGCUCUUCCACCGUCUCUUCCCGGUCCCGAGAAUGGACGACCACGCCUCUAAGAUCCUCAGCCCCCAGAAAGCCCUGCCGGGCCGGAAAGAGGCGAUCCUCGUGGCGGUUCUUCAAUGGAAGUCCAGGCCUAGAUAUAGAGGCCUUAUGUCCUUUCUGCUAAAUGGAGAGGAAGAAGCCAAACAUCAUGUCAAUGGCAACAGAACAGUUGAACCCUUCCCAGAGGGAACACAGAUGGCUCUAUUUGGAAUGGGUUGUUUCUGGGGAGCUGAAAGGAAAUUCUGGACCCUGAAAGGAGUCUAUUCAACUCAAGUUGGCUUUGCAGGAGGCUACACUCCCAAUCCUACUUACAAAGAAGUCUGCACAGGAAAAACCGGCCAUGCAGAAGUAGUCCGAGUGGUGUACCAGCCAGAACGCAUCAGCUUUGAGGAACUGCUCAAGGUCUUCUGGGAGAAUCACGACCCGACCCAAGGCAUGCGCCAAGGCAGAGACUACGGCUCUCAGUACCGCUCAGCCAUCUACCUAACCUCCGCCGACCACAUGGAGGUGGCCCUGAGGUCCAAAGAGGACUACCAGAAGGUUCUUUCAGAGCACGGCUACGGCCCGAUCACCACCGACAUCCUGGAGGGACAGACUUUCUACUACGCCGAGGAUUACCACCAGCAGUACCUGAGCAAGAACCCUGAUGGGUACUGCGGCCUUGGGGGCACCGGAGUGUCCUGCCCGCUGGGUAUUAAAAAGUAAUUCCCACGUGGUCUGCCCUUGGAGUCACAGCAAAAAUGCUUUCAAUAAAUUGGGCAAUUCUUUUGUGGUUCACAUCAGGGGCUCUUUGAAGUGCACCAAGCACAAAGUCAUUCAUAAAAAUCUUGUUUAUUGAGGUAUAAUUUCCAUGAAGUGCAGUGGCAAGUUGAUAACAUAUAAUUUAUCUUCUGUUAAGUUGUGGUGGGAGUAGAACUGUGAAAUUUUUUGGAUUACUUGGGAUCUGAAUGAGAAUAAUAUGCUGUGUUCAUGCUUCUUGUGCCUGGGUGCCUGCCGUGGAAGCCAGGAGAUUGUCGGACGGGGCAGGGCAUGCUGGAAAUCCUUUAUCUGUGCCCUGUCCCAUCUCACAUGCCCUCCUGUCCUCCAGUUCCUUAGCAUUUGCAAACAUUUAUAGCCUCAAUGAAUCCUUCACUGAAAUGCUUUGCUCUACAAUCCUAUCCAUGGGGAAGGGGUUUUCUCUCCCUUUUCAGCCCUGGGUGUGGCAGAGAAAAGAUGUGUUAGUUUGAUGAAUUCUAACACUUUGCUUACAGAUGUAAGAAAUGCUUGUUCUAAUGAAAGUCUACAGUCUACUAAUACAAACUGCCUGAUGUCUCAUCUGUCUUUUACUUGUUUAGGUAAGAUACUUCUAAGUAUCGUAAGAUAAAUCUUAGAGCUCUAAAAGAGCUUAGGAGAGACAAAGCCUCAGAGUCAUUUCCCCAAAAUGGGAAAUAUGGUUGAAAUUUUUGGAAAACAUGUUCACCUCUGGCUCCUUGCAACUUUCAUAAUAAUAGCUGUUUUCCACGCACCUGUUAUAGCCAUCACAUCAAAGACUGUUCUAGUUAGAGGGAACAGACACACACGAUCCCUGCCCUUAAGAGUCUUUAUAUUUGAGACAAGGGGUGGGGAGCGUAAGCAAUAAACAUGUAAGCAUGUGAAUUAGAAAGAUAAUUGCAGGUUCUGACAAAUGAUAUGAAGACGAUAAAUAAGACAAGAUAAGUUGUGUCUGGGGCCAUGGAGUUUUGUUUAGGGCUGUUUUAGCCAUGUUGGUCAGGGAGGCCUCUGUGAGGCCGUGAAAUGUAAGCUGAGAACUGAAUGGUCUGGAUGACGCAAAGGAGACACGUAAACACAAGUUGGGGAGGAGAGCAGAGCUGUUUGGGGCAGGAGACAGAUUAAGAAAUAGACCUUGUUCCCCAUGAAUUUAGCCCAUUUCUUUUCCCUCUUGGGUUUCCACUGUGCCCUAGGCAUCUCAGGAAUACAUAAGUGGAGUAGGUAUACCUAACAUUGUCAGCCCCACUUUGGUUGCUUGAAGGAAAAAUUUUUCAAAUAGAAGAACCAGGAAGUAUAAAUGGCCCAAGACAGGGAGGAAUCUGUGGUAUUUGGGAAACAGAAAGGCCAGUGGGGCUGGAAUAGUGUGAAUGAGAAAGUAUUGGAGGGCGAUAUCUUGGAGAGGUAGGAAGAGCCAGAUCACGUAGAAUCAUCUAGGACAUGUUAACGGGAUUUUUUUUUAAACUUAGUCUACUUAAUUGGCAGCCACUUGAGAGUUUUAAACAAUUUCUCCUUUCUUUUCUAGCCUGAGCAACUGGAUGAAUGGUUGUGGUAUUUACUUGUGAGGGAGUAGAUAAAGGGUGGAGAUGAGUGAACGAAUCAUUCAGUUUUAGCCACACAAAAUUUGAGACGCUUCUCGAGCAUCUUCAUGGAAAUGUGAAGUAGGGCAAUUUGCUGUUUGGGUCUGGAGCUUGCGAGGGAGCUGAGAAAGAGAAAUUUAAGAAACACCAGCAUAUAGAUGACAUUUGAGGCCAUGACACUAGUUGACAUCAUUUGGAGAAGGAAUGGAGAGAGAGAGAAGGGGUCUAAGGAUUGAAUGCUGCGGUAUUCUAACAUACAGAGGUCCAGUAAAGGAGGCAGAGGAGCUCGAGAAGUGACACUUGAGCUAGGCACAUAAAGGAAAUGUGUUCUCCCAGUGAAAACCAGGCACAGAUGUAUACCCUAAGCUGCAUCACAAGUCUGGGCAAAGCUUAGACCAACUUUUUUCUGUGUUCAGACCAGAACAAUGCUUAGCAAGCAUUCAAAAGAAUGUACAUUAUUGGCAACAAGAAUGCUAGAAUAUUUCACAUUGCAACUCAAAUGAUGCUUUUAUUAAAGCUGGAGUGGCCAAGUUACCAUGAGUAAUACUCUGCCCCAAGUGUAGGAUCAAGUCUAUAGAGUAAAGAUAUAAGGGACUAGAUUUUGACUUAAGAAACCCACAACAACCAUUCUUCUAAUUAGACCUUCCAUUUGCCCCCAACGUUGGUUGUUAAUCCUCCAAUGACUGUUCUUGAUCAGUAUUUAUGAAGCCGUAAGAAAAAAUGUAGUGAGAAAUAGGUUAAACAAUGAGUUUUCUGGAGAGAAAAUUAAACAGAUAAAAGCCAGAGAAGUUCCUGAUACUCAUUUAGGCACCUAGAAGAAAUAUCGGUCUAAACUCCCUGAAUUGGUAAGAAGUCUCCAUAGUCUGUGAUCAUGAUUUACUAGACACACAGGAAUAAAACCAUUAGCCAUCAUUACUCCUGCUGCCUACUUUACGUGGAAAAAAUGGCAAGGUUUUCUUUUUUCUUCAUUUUCUUGUCUGUAAUUAUAGAUGCAUCUACCUGGAGAAAGUCCUCUAAGUUAUUUAGUUCAACAUUAUUUAGCCAUAAUGAUGUGAACUAGCGGUUAUAUAAAAUGACCCUUAAUUUCCUUACUACUUUUCAGACUGUAUAACAUAGUGAUGGUGAGAGACUAUGGAUUGGGGUUAGAGCUGAUAUUUUCUCAACAAAGAUUUAUUGUGUACCUGCUAUAUACCAGGAGACUAAAUGACAACAUUUGUUUUUGAUCUAAACUAUAAACACUUUAUGUUGUAUCUUCUUUGCAUGUUUUGUGGAACAUCAGGUCCCUUACUGGGCAGUAAAUGCAAUGUACAAAAGCCUCUGAAUGUAGAUCUCAUGUUUGUUUUAU
Diceros bicornis minor is the source of this 3816-nucleotide messenger RNA. RefSeq names its product methionine sulfoxide reductase A (gene MSRA). Gene Ontology annotation, molecular function: peptide-methionine (S)-S-oxide reductase activity. The transcript has 7 exons. Lineage: Eukaryota; Metazoa; Chordata; Mammalia; Perissodactyla; Rhinocerotidae. Bases 82 to 852 code for a protein of 256 amino acids. Gene Ontology annotation, cellular component: cytoplasm. The record is from RefSeq and is a predicted model, not a curated record. Gene Ontology annotation, biological process: cellular response to oxidative stress.